GAGACACAGAAGCACCAACGUAGGCAGUCUGAAACAAUCUAAUUGCGAAAACUUGACUAUCUGCUGAGGAGAGAGGUCCAAUCAUGUUCUCAAGUCUCUCACUACUCACAUGCACCUUAUUUUAUCUCCAUAUCUGUCUUCCCAUUUGGACGAAGGAGUUUAAGCCAGUAUCACCCUCGCCAAUGAUCCACAAUAAGCCCUUUAGUGUGAUUUGGAACACUCCUACUAUGCGCUGCAAAUCUAAAUUUAAUGUUGAUUUGAAGCUGAAUGCUUUUGAUAUUGUUGCAAAUGAAAAUGAGAUCUUUAUGGGGAAGAAGAUGACCAUAUUUUACAAAAUCAAACUGGGGCUUUAUCCAUUCUAUACUGCUGAGGGCAUUCCAGUGAAUGGUGGCCUUGUCCAGAAUGCCAGUUUGUGCAACCACCUCCAAAUAGUAGGUGACAACAUAACCAACAUGAUGGAUCCUAACUUCCAUGGUCUUGCAGUAAUAGAUUGGGAAGAGUGGCGACCACUUUGGGUCCGUAACUGGGGCAAAAUGAAUAUCUACAAGAAAAAUUCCAAAGAAUUAGCAAGAAGCAAAUACCCUCAUUUAACUGAAAGUGAGAUUCUCCAGAUUGCCAAAAAGGAAUAUGAAGAUGCUGCAAAGAAUUUUAUGAGGAAAACUCUAAAACUAGGACAGAUUCUGAGACCAGAGGCUUGCUGGGGCUUUUAUAAAUUUCCGGACUGCUAUAAUUAUGUUAAGAAGAAGACACAGACCAAUUACUCAGGUCAUUGCAAUAAGGAAGAUAUCCCUAGAAAUAACCAGCUAGCAUGGCUCUGGAAAACAUCACGAUGUCUAUAUCCCAGUAUUUACAUUCCUAAGCCAUUAAAAUCCUCAAGUUAUGUUCAAAGGUUUGUUCACUACAGGAUUAAGGAGGCUCUCCGUGUUGCUGCCCUUGAUCCAGUCAGAGAUGCUCUGCCUGUUUUGGCUUACUCCAAGUAUGCAUAUGUAAAAUCACUUGACUUCUUGAGUGAGAUUGAUUUGGUACACACCAUUGGAGAGAGUGCAGCUAUGGGAGCCUCUGGAGUGGUUCUGUGGGGAAAUAAUGACCUUUCACGUAGCAAAAGGCGAUGUGAGGCGUUGAAGAAUUACAUUGACAAGGAACUUGGAAUAUACAUCCUAAACACAACUACAGCUGCCAUAUUGUGCAGCAGGAUUCUGUGCAAUAACAAUGGACGAUGUGUGCGGAAAAACCCUGAGGCCAAAGUUUUCCUACUUCUUGAUCCCAAAAGCUUUGACAUUAUUCCCUCUGUUACUUCCAGUGACUUUUCAUUAAAAGCCCGAGGAGAAUUCCAUUCUGAAGCAGUGAAAAACAUGAAAAAGCAAUUCAAAUGCCAAUGCUACAAGGGAGGGAUGGCACCUGACUGUGAGAAUAAAUCAAACUUUUAGAUCUACAUAUCACCAUUCUUAUUUUCCUCCUUUUUCAUUUUAUAUUUCAAUGUAAAGUGGUGAUUCACACUAGCAAUCCUCAGGUAUAGCAGCUAAAUGGAAAUUCUUCUUGUAUGCAGCUAGAGUAGUUGUAUCAGUCAGCUAAUUGAACUGGUGAAAUCUGUAUAUCAUAUCUAUGUUUGUGCAUCUUUCAGUGGGCAACCAUAAAACAGUAAAUGCAAUGCAAGGCCAUUGCAAUGUUGGCACUUAUUUUGAGACGACUUGAAAAUAAAAGCAGGGAC
Molecule: messenger RNA, 1708 nt
Organism: Chiloscyllium plagiosum (whitespotted bambooshark)
Lineage: Eukaryota; Metazoa; Chordata; Chondrichthyes; Orectolobiformes; Hemiscylliidae
Source: RefSeq, a predicted model, not a curated record